Messenger RNA from Helobdella robusta, 495 nucleotides. RefSeq lists its product as hypothetical. Lineage: Eukaryota; Metazoa; Annelida; Clitellata; Rhynchobdellida; Glossiphoniidae. The transcript is spliced from 2 exons. The coding region runs from base 1 to 495 and encodes 164 amino acids. The record is from RefSeq and is a predicted model, not a curated record. Gene Ontology annotation, molecular function: nucleic acid binding; RNA-DNA hybrid ribonuclease activity. Gene Ontology annotation, biological process: DNA replication, removal of RNA primer.
AUGAGCUUCUACGAAAUAUUAGAAAAACAUCCAAAUCACAUUAUAAUAUAUACCGAUGGGUCGAGACAAAAAGGAUCAACAUCAGCAGCAGCUGUCAUUUCUAGUUUCAAACAAACCCUACUCCAUAGACUCCCACUAUACGCAUGGACCUUUACAGCUGAACUGAUAGCAAUUAACAUGGCACUGGAUCACGUAAAAAACUCCAAAACAAACCAAUUUCUAAUUGUCACAGACUCUUUAUCCAGCUUCACGGCAAUAAAUUCGGAUAGAAAUAGAAACCUCCUAGUAACAAUGAUUAAAAACAAAAUUCACAACAUAAUGGUAAAAAAUAAUUCAAUAAAAUUAGUUUGGAGUCCAAGCCACAUCGGAAUUUUGAGCAACGAAAAAGCGGACCAGGCUGCCAGCCUGGCACACUCUCUUCCAAUAUCAAACAUUCCAAUACCAAUGUAUAAAAUCAGGAAAGUAAUAGGCGUGAAGAUAGCCCAUUUGUGCUGA